Vicia faba (fava bean) is the source of this 1371-nucleotide messenger RNA. Lineage: Eukaryota; Viridiplantae; Streptophyta; Magnoliopsida; Fabales; Fabaceae. The record is from the annotation of a GenBank genome assembly.
AUGAAGAUGGAGAGACACUCAACCACCCUCUUCAUCAACACACUCGUUUUCUUCUUCUUCUUGUUACAGUUUCAUAGCUUUCUUUCACUCUCAGAUUCUUCAAUAUUCCCUUAUGAAGCACUUCCCACAAAAUCAGGUUACCUACCAAUAACUCCCACUUCCACUUCCUCCAUUUUCUACACUUUCUAUGAAGCACAAAACUCCACUUCACCUCUCUCCCAAACCCCUCUUCUCAUAUGGCUUCAAGGUGGCCCUGGUUGCUCCUCCAUGACAGGCAACUUCUAUGAACUUGGUCCCUAUCUUGUCACCAACUCACUCACCCUUCAACCCAACCCUUCUUCUUGGAACAGAAUCUUUGGCCUUCUUUUUCUUGAUAAUCCCAUUGGAACUGGCUUCAGUGUAGCCUCAACUCCACAAGAGAUUCCAACCGAUCAAAACGCGGUUGCAGAACAUCUUUUUGCUGCUAUUACAAGGUUUGUUCAACUUGAUCAUGUUUUCAAACAUCGUCCUAUUUAUAUCACUGGUGAAAGCUAUGCUGGAAAGUACAUUCCUGCAAUUGGAUGCUACAUAUUAGAGAAAAACGCUGUUUCGAAAGACUCUGAGAGAGUGAAUUUAGCUGGUGUUGCUAUUGGUAAUGGAUUAACAGAUCCUGUGACCCAAAUGGUUACUCAUGCUGAUAAUGCUUAUUACAUUGGAUUAAUCAAUGAGAGACAAAAAAAUGAGCUGGAAAAAUUACAACUUGAAGCUGUUGAGUUGGUAGAGAGAAAGAACUGGAGUGAAGCGACUCGUGCUAGAAACCGUGUAUUGGACGUGUUGCAAAACAUGACAGGGUUGGCUACUUUGUAUGAUUAUUCGCGAAAAGCUCCGUAUGAAGAUGAAUUAGUUGCUAAGUUCUUGAACAUUGGUGCGGUGAGGAAGGCCUUAGGAGUGAAAGUUGAUGAUUCGUCUGUUUAUGAGAAAUGCAGUAAAAUUGUUUGGGCGGCAUUGUAUGCUGAUUUGAUGAAAAGUGUGAAGCAUAUGGUAGAGAAGUUAUUGAAGGAGGAGAUGAGGGUUUUGUUGUAUCAAGGUCAGCGCGAUUUGCGAGUUGGUGUGGUUCAAGUAGAGGCUUGGGUGAAGAGUAUGAAGUGGGAAGGGAUAGAGGAGUUUGUGAAUGGUGAGAGGGAGAUUUGGAAGGUGAAUGGAGAGGUAGCUGGUUAUGUGCAGAAAUGGAAGUCUUUUACUAAUGUUGUGGUUUUGGGGGGUGGACAUCUUUUGCCUAGUGAUCAACCUUUGAAUUCUCAAGUGAUGAUAGAAGAUUGGGUUUUGGAAAAGGGUUUGUUUGGAAGUGUGUUGGAACUAAAUGUAUCCACAAAUUAUGUACAUGAUGGAUGA